AAAUUAGUCUUUGCAACGGAACCUCAAUCAAUCCAGAGAAAGAAAGAAACGCGGGUGAGGUGUGGAAAUGGCUUCUCUCCUCUCAUUAAACAGCUAUAAGGCAGUCCAUUUCAGGGCGAUUGUACCUCAAUCUCAGAAAGCUGGUUUCAGUUCUCUGAAAUCUUCCUCCAUAACUGUAAACCGGACCUGGAUCUUCUCCCAUUCCACUCAAACGCCAAGGGCAAGGCGUUCCAUCUCUGUCAUCAACAAAUCGGGUGAGGAAUCUCCCCAAAACAAUCAACAAGAUGAGGAAGCCAGCAAUUUAGGAGUUAAAGCUGCAUUAUCCAUGCUGACAUUCUACAAAAGGGAAAUCUCGCCGCUAUUGCCAAAAAGCUGUCGAUAUGUUCCAACUUGUAGUGAGUAUUCGAUGAUAGCUUACAAGAAGUAUGGUGUUGUCAAGGGCACCAUCUUGACUGCCUGGCGUCUCUGUCGCUGCAAUCCCCUUGGCGGAUCUGGGUUUGAUCCUCCACGAUGGUUUGAUGAGCAAAUUCCACCUGAAAGUGAUGAGAUGUCAUAAUCUAUGAGGAACGCCCAUAAAGUGUCUCAAAUGAGGUUAUCUUCAGACUACUAUGGUAGCUGGAAUUAUAUCACCACUCAGCAAGGGGCAACCACUUAACCCAUGAAGAAGGCUGGUGGUGAGUCAUGCAUCUUAGGUAGUUCUCAAGGUACUGAUUCAACCUCUCAAUUUGGCCAUCUGACUGAGGAUGAUAUGCAGUGGAGUAGGCUAAUUUAAUUCCUAGCAAUCUGAAUAACUCCUUUUGAAACAGGCUGAUAAACACUUUAUCCUGUCAGAGACAAUAGAUUCAGAGAUGCCAUGGAGUUUGAACACAUGAUCUAGAAAGCUUUAGCAACAGAGGCGGCAGUAAAGGGGUGUGAUAGGGCAAAAAAGUUACUGUAUUUAGUCAUUCUGCAGAUAACUACCAAAAUUACAUCCUUACCACUAGAUUUUGGAAGUUGCUCAAUAAAGUCCGUUGAAAUAUGCUGCCAGGCUUGCUUUGGGAUAGGUAGUGGCUGUAAUAAUCUUGCAGGGGCUGAAUGGCCGCUCUUGCAUCUAGUACAACAUCACAGUGCUGUAUCCAAGAUGUGACAGAUGAUAAGAGUCCAAGUAAAAAAAAGUGCCUUUUGAGACUAGCAUAGGUGGGUUGGAUUUCAGAGUGACCACCCAAAGCAAAAUCAUGAUAUUGCUGUAGGAGUUUAUCCCUUAAAUCACCCUUGUUUCCAAUGUAAAGUUUGCUUUUAUAAUACAAUAGUCCCUUCUUAAGUUCAUACCCUAAACAGGCAGUUGCAUUGAUUGCUAAUUGCUGAAUCAUCUCAAUGGCUUUGGCAUCUUCUGCAUACGAGUCAUUAAUGGUAGUCAUCCAGGAGGGAAUAGGAGAGACAUUAAAGCAUAGGAGCAGCUUUCUUCCAUUAAAGGUCUCUUGGAAAGUGCAUCAGCCACUCUGUUUUCUACUCCUUUUUUGCAAAGGAUUUUGUAAUCCAACCCCAGCAGUUUGCUUACCCCCUUUUCCUGCAAAUUGGUGUAGUUUUUCUCCAGCAAGUAUUUUAUACACUCAUGAGCAUAUUAUUGAUUAGAAAUGUACCUUGCCCCAAUUGGAGACAACAAAUGCAAGUUGGGUUUGUGACAAUGAGUCAAGAAAUUAUAGUUCAAAUGGAUGGAUAUGCAUUUAAAAGGCCUAAUGUUGCAAACAAGGGCAUAAAUUCUAUCUUUCUCUUUUAGCAAUUUUAGGAUGAUCUUUAAUUCAUUUUUUUCCCAAUUUUUUGCAAGAAAUUUACAAAUUAGGAUAAUCAUACUAAAUGUCCGGUUGACCGUAGCAUGACCUGCUUGAAAGCUGAUCUGGAAGUAAAAGUGACAAAGUAAACAUGGGAAAGGAAAUAAAUCAUUUUCCUUGUAUCUCCUCCCAUACAAUCACUGAUUGUGAUAGGUUUUAUAUGAGUCUUAUCAUAACUAAUUUUCAAAACAUAUCCAUUGAACAUAUAACAGUCUGAUAAAAAAAAACAUAUAACAGUUGUAUCGCAUGAAUUCUCAUGUCAACCAUAUCACUCCUAUCCCACCUGCUGUGAUGUAUCACAUGCAGUCAUGUUGCAUGCUUGAGCACUUUGAUUUGUGAUUUUAGCAUGUAUAGAGAUGGAUUAGAGAAGGCAGUGGCUAAAUAGCUGGGCUUUUCCAGCUUAAACGGCCCCUCAUUGGCGAGUAUUGCUCCAUAUUGGUGCUUCCGACGCUGUUGAAGAUGACUGCCAGCAAUGGCCGGCUUGUUUCACUCCAUUGACAUCAAAAUGAAAGCUGGUCGUCCAUAUAUGUGGUCCGAAGGUUGCAUAUUAAAAGCUCGGAGGGAACAAAAAUACAAUCAGAAAUAUAUAAAUGAUCUUGUAAUUCUGAUGAUUGCAAAUCAAUUAUGAAUAGGAAUAAAUGAAAGAAAAAUUGUUUGCUGAUGAGAAUGGAGUUCAAAGGUUGUACUCUUGUGUGAGAAGUUAUAAUCAAUGGGUAUUUAUUUUUUGGUCCAA
Messenger RNA from Manihot esculenta (cassava), 2541 nucleotides. Its product is annotated as UPF0161 protein At3g09310. Lineage: Eukaryota; Viridiplantae; Streptophyta; Magnoliopsida; Malpighiales; Euphorbiaceae. The record is from RefSeq and is a predicted model, not a curated record. The transcript has 5 exons. The coding region runs from base 68 to 556 and encodes 162 amino acids.